Angiostrongylus costaricensis is the source of this 1689-nucleotide messenger RNA. The record is from the annotation of a GenBank genome assembly. NCBI's taxonomy places the organism in Eukaryota, Metazoa, Nematoda, Chromadorea, Rhabditida, Metastrongylidae.
AUGCGUUGGGUUUUGUACGCACGUCUUAUUUCCGAGAACGAAGAACUGGAUGAUUUGGCACGAAAGGGUGAACAAUUAUUGGAACGAUCACGAGAACGUCGUGCCGGUUAUAGGCUCAUCGACUCGGAGAUCGUUAAGGAGGGACCUGAGCCCAUCCCUCAGGCGUUCAAAGACCAGGUUCGCGAAAUGCUCGAAUCGCGAAACUCGCUCGAAACAUCAACAACACGAGAGAAUGACCGAUCUGGAUAUGUCACGGAUGUUUCAACUGCAACCUGGCAGUUCUCUACACAGUCGUUCUCGCCGCGGUCUAUUGUAUCAGUUAACGGUGCCAGAGAUGAUAUCCUCAAGGUCUGUCGAGACUCCCUAUAUACGCCUACGUAUUUUGAUAUCUUCCUAGAUUAUAAGCUUCGAAAAUUAUCGAUUAAACAGGCAAUGUCGUGCUUAAAAGAUGAUAAACCGAGGAGCAUUAUGAAGCGCCGAGAAUUAGAAACCAGAGACCGAAUGCUGCAUCCAUCAUCCGAAAAUGAGUUGAUCGAACACAAGAAAUAUCAACGCUCGCAGAGUAAUGUUAAUACUAAGCCUUCCGUCACAGAAACGGUGCAACGUUUCGAGGAAACGCGUAGAACAGAAGAAGUGGAACGACGAGUUCAGCGUAAGGAACGUCGUGAUCGUCGCUCUAGACAGUACUCAUCGUCUCGUCAUCAUAUGGUUCGCGACGGUUGGGAAAACGGUUACGGAUCUGAACGUCGCAUCGCUUCUGUACCUAUGCAAAGCAGCAUCGUCUAUCACGACUCGAAGCGUGCUAUGACUGAUGAAGAAAUCAACAAAGUUGUACGCGAAGCAUACGAAGCCGCCGAUGAAGCUCGUCGUCACCAUUACCCGCUGGCAGCUAGUAGUGCCUUUCAGGUACUAACAAUUUCAUCAGUAGCUGUACCGAACAUACCUCUUGGAUUCAUGAUUAUGUUCAGACAUUUCAGAUACUUUUCAGGUAUGCGCAGCAGUUCGCUUUCUCGAGGUGGUGCUAGCAAUGGGUAUCUCCCAUCCAGUGAGACCUACUACCGAAAAUCUACAACCAGAAGAGAAAAAGACCACAGAUACGAGGACGAGAACGUCGGUAGAGGACUUGCUCACGCUCGUUAUGGCUCCGUGAGCGACUCGUUGCGUCGCGGGGAGCUAAAAUAUAUUCCAAACGGUGAGGUUCAGGAAACACAGUGGGCGCAGAAUGGAAGUGGAAUACGCAACAUGCACAAGAGUUAUUCUACUCGUGAUAUAUUCAGCGGAGGUGAUCAGGAUCGCCGUUCAGUGUCUUCUUAUCGCCGCACCAGCCAGCAGAUGUCACCAUUCGUCGAGUUCCCACCCACGUUGCCCAGACGAAACCUAUCAUCUCAAGUUUUCAGCUCGGAUUAUGACACCUAUCGACCCGUGAGCAAAAGCCGCAGUUACGCAGAUUGGGAUGAUAUGGGAAGAGCGGGAUUCGGACGAGAAGUGAGACGAUACGACGAUGAUAUGUCGCGACUUGAGACAGAAUUCCGCGAUUCACUUCUCAUGCCUCUUCCGAAUGGAAACAUGCACGAAACAGAUCACCGAACGGAGCAAAUUCCGGGAGGGUAUGAGACAUACCACAGAGACCAUCGAGCCAACACCGGCAGACGCAUUGGAAAAGACGGUCUGCCUGUAGAUUAUAGGUAG